Laccaria bicolor S238N-H82 is the source of this 486-nucleotide messenger RNA. RefSeq lists its product as uncharacterized. Bases 1 to 486 code for a protein of 161 amino acids. The record is from RefSeq and is a predicted model, not a curated record. The transcript has 2 exons. NCBI's taxonomy places the organism in Eukaryota, Fungi, Basidiomycota, Agaricomycetes, Agaricales, Hydnangiaceae.
AUGGGGGAAGGACGUUUGAGUGUGAAUGUGGGUGGAGGUGUGGGGAAGGUGAUACGUCGAUUUGAGGUAGAUCUCCAUGCUACUAGCGCUGUGGCGAGUUGGUGCACUGAAGUAGUCGCAAUGUUGCGCAUACAACGGGAGAAGAGCAGCAACGCCAGGCCGAAAUACGACCAUCAAUCACCAAGAGCAGAGCCCGGCCCCCAACUCCUCCGUCUCCCAGAUCAGGUCCUAGAUGAGAUUGCAUCAGAGAUCGAUUUCCACGAGGACCUUACCAACUUCGGUUUGGCCUUAUAUGCUUGCGCCAACAUUGUCAUACCCCGUCAUACCCAAUAUCGAAUCAUCCGUGUCCGCAAUGCCAGCUUCCAACUAUGGGCGCACCUCGCAAGACGAGCCGACAUCGCUCGCAAUAUCCGUGAGGUCCAUAUGUGCGAACAACACAACUACAUGGCGCCUGGUCGUCUGCCCACCACUCUUGUCGAUCCUUAG